AUGACUCCGCAACCGUCUCCUGAUAUCGCCAGACGACGACGACCGUCCGCAAACAAUCCUGAUAUCGCCAGACGACGACGACCGUCCGCAACACGGCUGAUACCGCCAGACGACGACGACCGUCCGCAACAUCUUCCGAUAUCACAGACGACGAUCCGACUUCCUGAUACUCAGACGACGAUCGUCCGGCAACACAUCCUGAUAUCGCCAUACGACGACGAACUUCCUGAUAUCUGUCGACACAUCCUUCCGACACCUGAUGAACCAUAUCGCAGAACGAAGACUGUCCGUCCGCAACGACGAAGGUUAUCUGGCAUCCUGAUACGCCAGACGAUGACGACCGUCCGCAACGACAUCCUGAUAUCGCUAUACGACGAAAGACCACGACGACGACCGUCCGCAACACAUCCUGAUAUCGCCAGACGACGAAGACCGCCCGCAACACAUCCUGAUAUCGCCAGACGACGAAGACCCUAUCUACGCCUAUCUAUCUAUCUAUCUAUCUAUCUACGCCUAUCUAUCUAUCUACGCCUAUCUAUCUAUCUAGCCAUCUAUCUCCUAUCUAUCUAUCUAUCUACAUCCCAUUAUAUCUAUCUAGCUAUCUAUCUCCGCCUCUAUCUAGGUUCUAUCUAUCUAGCUACCUAUCUCCGCCUAGCCUCUUCCUAUCGUUGUCAUCUAUCUAGCUAUCUCCGCCUAUGUCUAUCUAUCUAUCUAGCUAUCUCCGCCUAUGUCUAUCUAGCUAUCUAUCCAGGUUCGCCUAUGUCUAUCUAUCUAGCUUUCUAUCCAGGUUCGCCUAUGUCUAUCUAUCUAGCUUUCUAUCCAGAGCAACUAAUUCUAGCUACACGCCAAAAACCGGAAGACUUAUCUUCUGCAGAACUGACUCGGAUAUAA
This is a messenger RNA of Acanthosepion pharaonis, 891 nucleotides long. NCBI's taxonomy places the organism in Eukaryota, Metazoa, Mollusca, Cephalopoda, Sepiida, Sepiidae. The record is from the annotation of a GenBank genome assembly.